AUGGAGGGAGGUGUUACUCGAGAAGUGUUGGCAUACAAAGAAAACCCAAACGAAGACCGAAAGUGGUCAGUCAUCAAAAAAAUGCGGAACGAGCGGAACAGAAAUUUAUUACUCGAAGUUGCGUUUGGUCCGUCAAAACAAAACGACAAGGCUGAGCGACAAAAGGCGUCGAACGAAGUGAAGAAAAGGUUGAGCACAUCGGCCCCAAAAAGUCUUAAAAUAAACGCCGUGAUUCAGAAUGAUGAGAUACCCUUGGACAAGCUCGAGGAGAUGGUCAGUGCGCUUGAGGUUCGGAUUGAGAAGUUGAUGCGUUGUCGGAACGACUGA
Molecule: messenger RNA, 327 nt
Organism: Entamoeba invadens IP1
Lineage: Eukaryota; Evosea; Mastigamoebida; Endamoebidae
Exons: 1
Coding region: 1-327 (108 amino acids)
Source: RefSeq, a predicted model, not a curated record